Messenger RNA from Aspergillus chevalieri, 879 nucleotides. RefSeq lists its product as uncharacterized. Gene Ontology annotation, biological process: transmembrane transport. Bases 1 to 879 code for a protein of 292 amino acids. The transcript has 3 exons. Gene Ontology annotation, molecular function: transmembrane transporter activity. NCBI's taxonomy places the organism in Eukaryota, Fungi, Ascomycota, Eurotiomycetes, Eurotiales, Aspergillaceae. Gene Ontology annotation, cellular component: membrane. The record is from RefSeq and is a predicted model, not a curated record.
AUGGGAUUACGGCUGUCAAUUCUGCAAACUUUCGCCGUGCUAGCGUCAGCAUUCAGCGGGCUAAUCUCAUACGGCGUUUUCAGAAUCGACCAUCCUUCCGUGCAGGGAUGGCAGUGGUUGUUCAUCAUCGAGGGAUCCAUGACAUUCUUGACAGGGAUCAUCAGCUUUUUUUGGCUUCCCGCGGGUCCCCAGGAUGCCUGGUUUCUGAACGGGAGGGAGAAAGCAGCAGCAAAUGCUCGGUUACUACGUGAUAAUUCCGUCCAUGUGGAGACCUCACUGGAUCUGAAAGAGUGUUUUCGGACAUGGAAAGAUUGGAAGUUUCCGGUUUGGUGUAUCAUAACGCUAACGUAUCCAGUGGUAUAUGCAACGGCGAUGAACUUCUUCCCAUUGAUCGUCGGGCGGCUGGGCUAUUCGGUCAUCAAAACCAAUCUCUGGACGGUGGCUCCGAACUUGGUCGGCGCAGUAGUCUUGCUCUGUGUGGCGAUUUCCUCGGAUUAUUUUCGCGAAAGGACGUUUCACAUCGUCUUCUCCCUGGUAUUAUCGCUGAUUGGAAUGUUAAUUCUUGUAGCCUUGAAUGUAACCCAGCACAAAGGUGUUGCAUAUUUCGCGUGCUUUCUCAUGGCGGCUGGGUCAUACAUCCCAUCCUGUCUCGUUCACGCAUGGCACAAUAACAACAACGUCCAUGAGAACUCGCGGGCAGCAAAUACUGGACUCUUCGUCGGUCUGGGAAAUUUGGCUGGUGUCCUGAGCGCUGCUACCUUCCGCACAGAAUACGCUCCGAAGUGGAUAUAUCCCGACUUUAGUAGCUACUUGCUGCUGCAAUGUAGUGUGUAUUACUGGCGUAUUGUGGAUGGGAUUAUGGAUGAGGUCCGAGAAUAA